Orbilia oligospora ATCC 24927 is the source of this 3567-nucleotide messenger RNA. RefSeq lists its product as uncharacterized. Gene Ontology annotation, molecular function: monoacylglycerol lipase activity. Bases 1 to 3567 code for a protein of 1188 amino acids. The record is from RefSeq and is a predicted model, not a curated record. The transcript has 2 exons. Lineage: Eukaryota; Fungi; Ascomycota; Orbiliomycetes; Orbiliales; Orbiliaceae.
AUGAACUUUCUUCAAGGUCUACGGGCACCUUCACCGACUGUCGCCGCUAUCGUCAACAGUCCGGCUCAUCCGUCUCAUCUUCACACCGAACCUUUCGUCACAAACGAAUCACUCGCUAGGAGGAGUCUUCUACUACACCACGAGGCUACUCGUAAAGAAGCAGAUAUGUUGCUUUUACACACAACUGGAAGUGUUAAGAUUGGCGAGAUUUUGCGCUACAAGGUAACAUAUUACCCAUCGCGUGACCGAAUACUACCUCUUCCUACGUCUCUACACCUUCGAAUUAAGAACACGGAAGCUAUACCUCUCCGAGCCGCCUACCUCCACGGCCCCUUUGUCCUCUAUUGCUCCGUUAAGUCCGAAAACUAUGAUCACUGGUCACCCGUUAUCAAUCCCCGAGAAGAAGGUGGAUACCCUGAGUUUGAACCGAAUCUCAAAGCUGGCAGCACUUGGGAAUGUGAGCUGCCAGUUCCUGCGACAAUGAGGAGAGAGGUUAUGGCUAGAGAGAGAGAACGAAGGGCGAACCCUGGACACAGGAUUGGAGAUCGAGUUGGAGGCACGAACAAGGAAGAAGAAAAAGUCACUUGGAUUAUCGAAGUUAUUUCGCAAAUGAUCUUUUCAGCAUCAGCCAAAACAAACUUUGAUUUGGCGAUUGCAAGAGAUGAGAGAUCCCUGACUAUCUACGGUACCGGGUUUGAGCAAGGAACCUUUUCAAAUGCGGUUGAGUUUUCAGUAAUGAAUACACAACAACUUUGGAACCUACCUCCUUUCCCCGGAGAACAACAGAGUAAGCUGGUGUCUAGCGGGAAAGGGUUUAAGAAGGAGCGAAAGACAAAUAAAGGACCUAAGAAGGUGCACUUAGUCCUGAUAACGCAUGGGAUUCAUUCCAACUGCGGAGCCGAUAUGCUUUUCGUGAAAGAGUCCAUUGACAAAACUACAAAGGAGUUGCGUGAAGCUCGAAGGCGGAAACGGCGGCAGGGCAAGGAACCGGAAGAGGUGGAUAUAGGGGUCGCAACCGGCGACGUUGAACAAGUCGAAGAGGAUGAAGAUUCGGAUGACGAUGACGAAGAGCAAGUCAUAACCCGAGGAUUCCACGGUAAUGUUUGCCGGACUGAGAGGGGUAUCAAAUAUCUCGGGAAGAGACUGGCACGAUUCGCAUUUUCCUUAGCAUAUCCAGAUCGUCCCCUUCCCACGAGCUUGAGGAACCAGAAAACUAGUGGACUUUGGCGAAGCUCUACUAAUGACUUGCAUGAACCUAAUCCUAAUGCAGGGUACAAGGUCACAAGCAUUAGUUUCAUCGGUCAUUCUCUUGGUGGUCUGGUACAGACAUACGCAAUAGCAUAUAUCCACGCUCAUGAUCCAAACUUCUUUACAGAAAUCCAACCGAUCAAUUUUGUAGCGCUUGCAACUCCAUUCUUGGGAUUGUCUAACGAAAAUCCGAUUUAUGUUAAGUUCGCGCUAGAUUUUGGCUUGGUUGGGCGAACGGGCCAAGAUCUAGGAUUGACAUGGAGGGCACCAAAUAUGGCUACCUCGGCAAUGAGUGGAUUUAACCUAAUGCCUAGUAGCGCUAGUGUUAAGAGUGAGGAGUCGCAAGCACCUGGAUCAAAGCCAUUACUAAGGAUCUUACCGAUGGGCCCUGCACGCGAAGUGCUGGAGCGGUUCAGGAAUCGAACCAUCUAUGCAAACGUUGUCAACGAUGGCGUUGUGCCAUUAAGGACAUCUUGCUUGUUAUUCCUCGAUUGGAAGGGCCUCGGACGAGUAGAGAAGGCCAGACGGGCAAACGAAGGGCCAAUCGGACAGGUGAGCGGCCUGGUAGGAUGGGGCCUAGGGCAGCUUACUAGUGGUAAUAGCACCCCAAGACGCUCCUGGCAGCGUCGCUCAUCAGUCGAUUCGAUCACAAUAGCGGAGAGUGAAUCGAGCGGAAACCAAGUCGGCGAAGCACCCCUAACCAAAGGACCUGUGCAGAGAAGGUAUUCUAAUAGCCAAGAAAUACUACCUUCUCCAAAGCCAGAUCAUCCAGCCCCGACCGCAUUCUCAUCUUUCUGGACCCUCUUUAGACCACAUGCGGGUGCAAGAUAUGAGAAGAAGUUGCAAAGGAUUCUUUCAAGAUCGCAAACAAUCGGGCCCUUGGCUGACGGCAGUGAGCCAAGUUUAUCAAGCUCCCAGACGUCCAACUCUUUCAAGCCUGAGAUCACUGAAAACCUAGCCGACUCACCCUCUACAAUCACGCCAACACCAUCAUCGACAACUUUGGCGAACGGUGAUCUAGCAACCCAAUCAUCGAGCACAAUAAUAGCUGGUUCUUCAAACACUGGUGAUACUACUCCAACGCUCAUAAUAGAUGACCCGACAAAAACAGCAAGAGGCCAGGCGACAGCUGCGGACGAUGGUCCAGACGCUGACAAUUACGAAAAGAUGAUGGCACCACCAAGGACGACUUUAUUGGAAGCAGCUGGUGAUAUCUUAAACCCGCCACUUCCUCCCCUUAGCUUUUUGAUCAACCCGGAGACUCGCCCGAGAACAAUUUUCCAUGACAGAGUCUACCACCCUUCCGAUAUUCCACCAGUCCCUGCAACAACAGCAAAGAAGCAAACGGCUGGUCGGAUAUCCAGAUCUGCCUCCUAUAACUCGGAGACGAGCGAUAUUGCGAGUCCCACGAGCGCCACAACAUCUACCGCUCCUUCAGCAUCAAAAUCGUCAGGGAAUUUGAAUGUUCUAGCCAGUCCAACUUUUUUCAAGGAUGGUUCCCAUUCCCCAACCUAUCCAUAUUCUCCAACCGGAAGCAUCAAGUCAGAGUCCACCGCAGGCAAAAAUUUAAAACCCGAAGAAAAGAUCGCAAGAGCCUUCCACGACGGAAUCAGUUGGAGAAAGGUGCUGGUUCGGCUUGAACCAGAUGCUCACAAUAAUAUUAUCGUCCGUCGAGAGUUCUCGAAUGCUUACGGGUGGCCUGUGGUAAAACACCUAGUUGAAACACAUUUCGGAGAUACGGUUGCGGCACGGUCCCGAGACGAUGAGGAAACGGGAGAGGAGAGGGCAUAUGAUAUUGACACGCCUAUUGCCUCUUCCGGUCACCUUGGGGCCGAGGAUAAAAAGAACCACUGGAAGGGCGGUGAACGUGAAGUUGAAGACGCAUUUCUCCUUGUUAAGGACGAUGAGAGGGAAGGGAGGAGUUCUGGAAGUGCAACCCCCAGGAGACCAAAGGAACGACCAAUGAGCCCUGUGUGGAGUGAUAAAGGAGAUUGCUCAAGCGACAGCGGCGACGAAGAGGAAGACCCAGUCGAGAAACGAAAGCGAGAGGAGUUUGAGGAAGAAAAGCGGAGGAUGGAGGUCAUUGAUAGUUUCUUAGGAAAGCCUCCUCCACCCGGGAAGGGUAAACGCAGGGUCAGUCAUGAUGAAGCAGAUACGGAGGCUAGCGAUAUCCUAGCAGAAGGAAUGACGACAGGCCAAGGGACUGCCACGAUACUCGGAUUAGGGCUUAGUGGUGGACUUCAAACACAGCCCAUAGAACAAGUGAGGAAAAGCUUGGAAGCCGCUCGAAAUAAUGCGGCGAAACAGAAACAUGAAUAA